Molecule: messenger RNA, 1074 nt
Organism: Aegilops tauschii subsp. strangulata
Lineage: Eukaryota; Viridiplantae; Streptophyta; Magnoliopsida; Poales; Poaceae
Product: BTB/POZ and MATH domain-containing protein 2-like
Biological process (GO): protein ubiquitination
Molecular function (GO): protein binding
Source: RefSeq, a predicted model, not a curated record
AUGGCCAGCAACUCCACCGCUGCAGUUAGCCAUGGCCAGUGCCUAACCAAGUCCUCGUCAAGAUGCCUCACCCCAAGCUUCACCGCCACGCACAAUUUCGAGGUGACAAGCUACCCGCUGCUCCAGGGCAUCGGCGUUGAAAAGCUCGUCAGCUCGACGGUCUUCAGCGUCGGCGGUUUCAACUGGACGAUCAGCUUCUUCCCGGACGGCGUGAGACAUGGCAGCUUCGGCAACGCUUCGGCGUUCCUGAACUGUCUCAGCCCAGAAAAGGAUGUGAGAGCAAGGUUCACCUUGAACUUGCUGGACAAAAGUGGAACACAGGUCACCAAGUUUGAGGAGAUGGAGUAUAUCUUCACCCCCAAAUGCGUUUAUCGGGGCUAUGCUCAGUUCAUCGGGAAAUCGUGGCUGAAAUCAUGGUCUGACAGCAAUGGGAGCUUCAUUAUACGGUGUGUUCUGACCGUGAUCGGAGAACCCCGCUCUGAGGUCAGGAGGAACCAUGUUCUUGUUCCGGGGCGGAGUCUGCAAGACCAGCUGGAAGACAUGCGUAAGAAGGGAGAAGGAGCAGAUGUGACCUUCAGCGUGUGUGGCCAACUGUUCCAUGCUCACAGAUGCUUGCUGGCUGCAAGAUCUCCGGUUUUCAAGGCGGAACUGUUUGGUCCCAUGAAGGAGAAGGCAACACGAAGCAUCAAGGUGGAGGACAUCGAGCCCCCAAUCUUCGAGGCGCUUCUUCACUUUGUGUACACGGAUUCCUUGCCUGAUGAUGAACAGUCCAAAGAUUGGAACACGGCAAAGCUUCAGCACUUGCUAGUUGCUGCGGAUCGGUAUGGACUUGAUGGGUUAAUGGUGCUUUGUGAAAGCAAGCUCUGUGAGAGCAUUGACGUCGAGACUGUUGCAACAACACUGGUUUUAGCAGAGCAGCACCAUUGCAAGGAUCUCCAAGAAGCUUGUGUUGAGUUCAUGGCUCCACAGAAUGUUCUGCAAGCUGUUAUGGCAACAGAUGGAUUCAAGCAUUUGGUUGCGAGCUGUCCUCUGCUCAUGAAGGACAUAUUGGACAGGAUUUCUCGUACUGACUAG